GCCCAGGAGGGGAGAGGAGAGCCCAAGGGGGUGUCUCGGCAGGGGAGAGGACAGGAGGGACCAUCUUAGGAGAUGCGCAUCCCGAAAUGGGGCAGGAGAAGUUGAAGGGGAGGACCCCCGGAGAGAAGGAAGACCCAGAGCUGGAGAGGUGAGAGACUGGCGAGGAAGGGAGAGAAGGUUCGUUCUGGAGAUGAGUUACCUGUUGGUAGGAGAGUCCUUAGCCAGGAUGGAGGCUGUUGUGAACUUGUACCAAGGGAUGAUGAAGCAUGCAGAUCCCCGGAUUCAGGGCUACCCUCUGAUGGGGUCCCCCCUGCUAGUGACCUCUAUCCUCCUGACCUACGUGUACUUCGUUCUUUCACUUGGGCCUCGGAUCAUGGCCAAUCGAAAGCCCUUCCAGCUCCGCGGCUUCAUGGUUGUCUACAACUUCUCACUGGUGGCGUUUUCCCUCUACAUCGUCUAUGAGUUCCUGAUGUCUGGCUGGCUGACUACCUACACCUGGCGCUGUGACCCAGUGGACUUUUCCAACAAACCGGAGGCACUGCGGAUGGUUCGAGUGGCCUGGCUCUUCCUCUUCUCCAAGUUCAUUGAGCUGAUGGACACGGUGAUCUUUAUUCUCCGGAAAAAAGAUGGACAGGUGACCUUCCUACAUGUCUUCCACCACUCAGUGCUUCCCUGGAGCUGGUGGUGGGGGGUAAAAAUUGCCCCAGGAGGAAUGGGCUCUUUUCACGCCAUGAUAAACUCCUGCGUGCACGUCGUCAUGUACCUGUACUAUGGAUUGUCUGCCCUUGGCCCUGUGGCUCAGCCCUACCUUUGGUGGAAAAAGCACAUGACAGCCAUCCAGCUGAUCCAGUUUGUCCUGGUCUCUCUGCACAUCUCCCAGUACUACUUCAUGCCCAGCUGUAACUACCAGUACCCGAUCAUCAUUCACCUCAUCUGGAUGUACGGCACCAUCUUCUUCAUGCUCUUCUCCAAUUUCUGGUAUCAGUCUUAUACCAAAGGCAAGCGGCUACCCCGUGUACUUCAGCAAAACGGAGCUCCAGGUACCACCAAAGUCAAGGCCAACUAAGAAACGUGGCCUAGCUAGGCGCCCACCUAAGUGCCUCAGGACUGCACCUCGGGCAGCAUCUGUCAUUGUCCUCCCCAGCUACACCUGUGACCAGGGCUUAUGUGGUCAGGACUGAGCAGGGGACAGGCCCUCUGCUCCCCACAGCUGGUACACAGGGACCACCGCUUCCGUUCCUCCCCCACUUCUCCCGGCCAGCUCCAGGGACGUGGCCUCAUUGCCCUCUGCCAUUCCAGAGCCAGGGGCUGCAAGGGCUGGACACUUACUUCCCCCUCCCUGCCUUACACUUGGGAGAGGAGCACUCAGGGCUGGCCCCCACCGGGGUCAUGUGGCCUUUUUCCUCACACUGAAGAGGUCAGCAAUAAUCUGUCACUGUGGACCCAGGCUCCCUCCUUUCCACCCCACACUGAAUUAGCAGCUUCUUGGCCAAAGGUCAGGGUGGGUGGGGGGCCUGGGAAUACAGCCCAUGGAGGCUGCUCACUCCUUGAUGUCGUCAUUAAAAGUGACAGAGGAAA
This is a messenger RNA of Hippopotamus amphibius kiboko, 1578 nucleotides long. It is a transcript of the gene ELOVL1, whose product is annotated as ELOVL fatty acid elongase 1. Bases 191 to 1066 code for a protein of 291 amino acids. The record is from RefSeq and is a predicted model, not a curated record. Gene Ontology annotation, biological process: fatty acid elongation, monounsaturated fatty acid; sphingolipid biosynthetic process; fatty acid elongation, saturated fatty acid. Gene Ontology annotation, molecular function: fatty acid elongase activity. NCBI's taxonomy places the organism in Eukaryota, Metazoa, Chordata, Mammalia, Artiodactyla, Hippopotamidae. Gene Ontology annotation, cellular component: endoplasmic reticulum; endoplasmic reticulum membrane. The transcript is spliced from 8 exons.